ACUGGCAGCAGCUCCUCCCUCCGCUGUCAGGGAGCGACGGAACGAGUUGGGCCGGGCGGAGCGAGGCUGGAGUGGCCCCGUGAUUUGGAAAUGACUCCCGGGAGCUUGCCGUGAGCUCGGAGUUGUCGCCGUCGCAGUCGCCACCCUGGAGGGGACGUGACCUCUGCCACAAUGUUUAGGAGGAUUUUACAGAGGACUCCGGGCAGAGUUGGGUCUCAGAGUUCUGACUCCGAUUCAUCUGCAGUCCCUGGAAAUGCAGUGGAUGUCAACAAUGAGAGCUCUUCGGAGGGCUUCAUCUGUCCAGUGUGCAUGAAAAUGUGCAUUACUGCCACUGAUCUGUCUGAACAUUACCAUGAGCACAUUGGGAUAGAAACAAGAAGACUGGAGCUUCGUGAACUUCCUGCUGUUACUGGAUUUAUUUGUCCUCUUUGUAUGAAAUCCCAUGGAUCAGCCGAGGAACUUUUUAAACAUUAUGAAGCAGUUCAUGAAUCUGGUAUUGAGACAAGUCACGGAGGAGAAACUAACAUGUCUCCAAAAAGAGAUGAUGUAACACUACUACGACAAGAAGUUCAAGACUUGCAAGCUUCACUUAAGGAGGAACGAUGGUACUCUGAAGAGCUGAAGAAAGAAUUAGAAAAAAUUCAAGGGCAGAGGCAGCAAGAGUCUAAGUCUGAUGGACUGGCAACUGCUGCAUCUACAGAAUUAGAAUCAUUAGAACAGAAGCUAGAAGAGAGUCAAGUAGAAAAUUUUAAUAUUAAGCAGAUGAAAGACUUAUUUGAACAGAAAGCAGCACAAUUGGCCACUGAAAUUGUGGAUCUUAAAGCCAAAUAUGAUCAAGAAACAAGCCUUCGACAAGCUGCAGAACAGAAAGUGGCCAAUUUGACACAAGAGCUACAGAAAGAGAGAGGUGUAUGUGAAGAUUUAAAAACAGAGCUGCUUCAGAGGCCUGGGGUGGAAGAUGUUGAUGUUUUAAAAAAGGAAUUAGUCCAAGUUCAAACACUGAUGGAUAAGAUGACUUUGGAGCGUGAGAGAGAAUCUGAGAAACUGAAAGAUGAGUGCAGUCACUUGCGAGCAGAAUGUUCAACCUCAGAGACUACCAUCAAUCAGUUAAGAGCUGAACUUGCCAAAGGACCACAGGAGGUUGCUGUAUAUGUACGGGACCUUCAAAAACUUCAAACAUCAGUUAAUGAAUUAACACAGAAAAAUCAGAAUCUGGCAGAAAAGUUAAAAAAAAAAGAAUUGGAUUACACUCAAUUAGAAGAAAGGCAAAAUGAAGAAUUGCUCAGUAAAAAAAAUCUGCAAGCAACCCUUAAUCAAAAGGACUUGGACUGUCAACAACUUCAGGCAAGGCUGUCUUUAUCUGAGAACUCAUUACAGAGGUUACAGAAAGAAUUAGGUGAAAGGGGAGAAGCAAAUCAGAAACUUAAAGAGGAAUUGUCGGAAGCUGAGACAAAAUACCAGCACCUUAAGGCAGAUUUCAAACAGCUGCAGCAACUAAAGGAGGAAAAAGAACAGCACAGCCUACAACUUCAAAAUGAGCUCAGUCAGUUGCACAAUAAACUUCUGGAGACAGAGCGUCAACUUGGGGAAGCACAUGGCCGGCUAAAAGAGCAGAGACAACUCUCUAGUGAAAAGCUGAUGGAUAAGGAACAACAGGUGGCUGACCUUCAGUUAAAACUUUCCCGUGCUGAGGAGCAGCUAAAGGAGAAAGCAGCAAAUGCAACUGAAUUGCAGCAUCAGUUAGAUAAAAUGAAACAGCAGCACCAGGAGCAACAGAAUCUUCAGCAAAGCACGACAGCAAAGUUGCGAGAAGCCCAGAAUGAUUUGGAGCAAGUACUACGUCAGAUUGGUGAUAAGGAUCAAAAAAUCCAAAAUCUUGAAGCCCUGCUGCAGAAGAGUAAAGAGAAUAUCUCCCUGCUGGAAAAGGAAAGGGAGGACUUAUAUGCCAAAAUUCAAGCUGGUGAAGGAGAAACAGCUGUUCUUAACCAGCUACAAGAAAAGAACCACACUUUGCAGGAACAGGUAACUCAGCUGACGGAAAAACUGAAAAACCAGUCAGAAAGCCAUAAACAGGCCCUAGAGAAUCUGCAUGAGCAGGUGCAGGAGCAAAAGGUGCAUCUAAGAGCCUCUCAAGACCGUGUUCUCUCCUUAGAAGUGACUAUAAGUGAGCUAAAUAGUCAGCUAAGUGAAAGCAAAGAAAAAGUAAUGCAACUUGAUUUGCAGAUAAAAGCAAAGACUGAAUUGCUUCUAUCAGCGGAAGCAGCAAAAGCUGCUCAAAGAGCAGACCUUCAGAAUCAUUUGGAUACUGCCCAGAAUGCAUUACAAGAUAAACAGCAGGAGCUAAAUAAGGUCAGUACACAGUUGGAUCAGGUUGCUGCUAAGCUGCAUGACAAACAGGAAUACUGUACUCAGUUGGAAGCCAGUCUUAAAGAGUACAAAGAAAAGCAUCUUCAUUUAGAGCAGAAAAAUGAAGAGCUGGAAGGUCAGCAUAAGAAACUUGAAGCUGACAUUCUUGAAGUCAUGGGAAGUAAAGAAAAGGCACUUCAGGAGCUACAACAGCAAAGACAGCAGUGUACAGACCUAAGUCUCAAGGCUGCAGAACUGACCAAACAACUAGAUGCAGAAGGAGAAAUAAUAUCUAGUACCAAAUUAGAUUUACAAAAGAAAUGUGAUAGUCUGGAAGAAGCAAACCAGCAGAUAUUGAAACAAGAAGAAGAAAAUGGAAGGCUGAAAUUGGAUAUUGAGAAAUUACAUCAAGAAACAGACAGACGUCACAAGGAACUAGACAGAAAGCUGCAAGCAGUGACAGAGGAUUUGCAGAAAAUGAAGUUAGAAAAAGAUACUCUAUUAAAGGAAGUUGAAGUCAUCAAAGACAAACUGUCAAAAAGCACUGAAUCUUUGAAAGAAGCAAAAGAUGAAUUGGAAAAGGAGAAACAGAAAGGAAAGGCAGCUGUGGCAGAAAUAGAGAAAUCUUGUCAAGAGGCUAGACAUCAGCUUCAGCUUCAGUCAGAAUCUAUAGCUAAAGAACAGAAUGAACUGAAAAACUCAUUGGAAAAACAAGAAGGGAUCUCCAAGCAGCUGACAACAGAGCUUGAUUCAGCACGUGCACAGGUCCUGCAGAUUCAAGGUGUUCUGAAAGAAAAGGAAAAGAAUGAACAGCAACUCCAGUUGAAGGUGAAAGAACUGAAGGAAUCUUUUGACCAGAAGAAAAAGCAAAAUGAAACGCAACAAGCUGAAUUAAAAUCUGCUCUCUUAGAAAAGGCAGAGUUAGAGAACAAACUGCAGCAGCAGAUAACAUUGUCAGCACAAGAGUUUACAGCAGAGAGAGAAAAAAUAGUAGAGCUGCAGAAGGCCCAUAAAAAAACCCAAGAGAACAUGGAAAAACUUCAGUUGGAUUUUUAUGGUAAAGAAUCUGAGCUCUUGGCUACACGGCAAGAUCUUAAGUCUACAGAGGAAAAGCUUGCAUUGGCACAAGAGGAAUUGGUUUCAAACAGAAAUCAAAUUAGUAAUCACAAUCAGUUGAUCAAAGAACUUAAGACUGUAAGAUCCACGCUAGAGCAGGACAUGUCUAAAAAAGGACAACAGCUGAAAGAGCAGGACAAACUGUUGCAAGAAAUACAGAAAGAUAAGGCUGCAAAAGAAAUAGAGUUGGCUAACGAAAAAGCUAAAAUGACAGAGCUUCAGAACAUAAACGCCGGACAGGAAAAAGAAAAUUCCAGACUGAAGGAAGAAGCCAGAAUCUGUAAACAAGAAUUUGAAAAGGAGAUAACAAAUUUAAAGGAUGCCAAGCAACUGUUGAUUAAACAAAAACUAGAAUUACAAGGAAAACUUGAUAACAUUAAUUCAGCUUUUGAACAGGAGAAAAAGAAUCAGAAAGUUAUCAAAGAUCAGUUGAAAAAGAGAGAAGAAGAACUGAAGAAGAAAUGUGCUGAGAUUGAGACAAAACUGCAAGCUGAAAUCAAGGAAAGAAAUGAACAAUACAAAAGUCAUGAAGAAGCUGAGGGUAAGCUCAAUAUGCAGAUCACAGCUUUGAAUGAAAAUCUGGGGACGGUGAAAAAAGAGUGGCAAAGUAGCCAGAGAAGGGCUAGUGAAUUGGAAAAGCAAAUAGAUGAUCUACGUGGAGAGAUUGCCGUUCUGGAAGCGACAGUGCAAAAUAACCAGGAUGAGAGGAGAGUGUUGCUGGAAAGGUGCCUUAAAAGUGAAGGAGAAAUUGAAAAACUUCAGAGCAAAUUGAUGGAUGCGCGAAGAAAACUGGAUGAUACUACUGCAGCCAUGCAAGAGCUAGGCAGAGAGAACCAGUCACUGCAGAUCAAACAUACACAGGCUCUGAAUAGGAAAUGGGCUGAAGACAAUGAGGUUCAGAAUUGCAUGGCCUGUGGGAAAAGUUUUUCUGUAACAGUAAGAAGGCAUCACUGCAGACAGUGUGGAAAUAUCUUCUGUGCCGAGUGUUCAUCAAAGAAUGCCUUAACUCCUUCUUCUAAGAAACCUGUUCGUGUCUGUGAUACCUGUUUCAACGACUUGCAAGGAUAAUUACUCACAGCUCUUAAAUGUCAUGCUAGAAUAAAGUUUCUGUUAUGCACUUCGUACAACACUCAGACUGCUGUUUGGUUUGGGUGAUGAUUGUAUUAAUUGGCAAAAUUAUAGUAUUGUUGAAAAUAUACUUAUAAAAAGUCAAACCAUUGUACUUCUUGUGAGGCUGAAAUUAACUAUGGCUUAUUUGGUUUUGAUCCUACAAGAGCUUCUGUGUCAAGUUUAUAAGUCCCUAGUAACUUGUAAAUAAAGUUUAAACAGAGGAGUAACAAUGUAUUUUUAAAAUCCCAAUUUCUCUGUUUAAAAGUAACACAUUUUAAAGUAAACAUAUUUGCAGGGAUUUUGUGUAUCAAAUAUUGCUGCUGUAAUGGGAUAGUUACAAUUUAUUAGCUGCAUUGAAGUGUGAAAGAUAUUUAACAGCCCAAAACAAGCUUAUUUUGGUUAUUUCUUUUCUUUCUUUCUUUUCUCCUUCACUGGGGGCUCCACUUCCAUGGUGUGUGCCUAGAAAACUGUCUUGAGCUUUUAAAUUUGUCAGGAUGUUUCACCAUAGUGUCACUAUAUACUUCACUGAAAAUGAAAAGCAAUGUCAAGCCUAUAGUGUACAUUUGACAUAUCUUCUAAGAAUACUGUGCAUCAUAUCAAAGGUACUUAAGUGGACUACAUCAUCCUUAAUAUGCAAGUUCUUAUUCUUAAACCUUUUGAACUAGGACCAUGUUUUUGAUCCGUACCCUUUAAGAGUUAUGCUCACAUUUUUUGUACUAUUAAAAAUAAUUUUCUCUGUUCUGUUCCCUUUAUUCACAGGAAAUAUUACAUGGAAGUUCCAGGAAGCAAUAUCAGGAAGUGCAGGAAUUCAAAAAUAAAUAGUUAGGAAAGAAAGUAGCGACCUUGGAAUUCCAGCAUUUUCAGUGUAAAUUUUUGUCUCCGAUUUCUUAGUUCUUGCUAGAGAUUUGUCUAAUCUCCCUACCAAAUUGGAGUGAAAUUCCCAGUUCUAUUCAUGGGACAGCUUUAAGACUGAAGGGAAGCUGAAAUUCUACCACUAGUAGUCUUUCUCUUGGUUUGCCUGAACUAAUUUAAUUACAUACUACAUACAUACAUUAGUUUUAUAGUACAGUGGUGUCAUAUUUUGACCAACUGAAAAAUUGGUGAAUCGCUAUUUUUAAAUUAAAGGAUUGGAUUUAAGCAGCAAACAAAAUCUUCCAGCUUCAUGCCAUAAUACCACAUUUUCUUUUGAUUUGAGAGGUGUGGAUUGCAUAUCUUUACAUACAUACAUCUACACACAUUUUGUUGAUACAAAAUCAUGUACUUUGUUUAGUUUAGUUUUGUUUAAGUUUAUUGCGGUCAAAGACCCACAGUAUAUACAGAGAGCAACAUAAAAAGGGAAAUAAAAUAGGAGAACAAUAGAGCAUUAAAACAGAAUACACGUUAAAAUUGCAUCAAGACAAACUUACAAACAAGAGGGCAAAGUUAUCCGCAUUUGUUGGGAAGCAUAGAUAAACUUAGCUACUUGAAGGGAGAUUUCCCUGUCAAAACCAGCCAGCAGGUAAGAUAUUGUGAGUUCUGGGGACUUAUAUGAACACCUUGCCAGGAGAGGGGAGAGGAAUUUUUCCCUUAACAGUGAAUAUAAGGGGCAGCAUAGGAAUGAAUGCUGGAGUGUUUCAAUGGAACCCAUACCACAGGGACAGAGGCGUUGUUCGGCUGGGAGGCCAGAGAACCUCCCGCUCAACAGUGCGGAAUGUAGGGAAUUGAAUCUGGCCUUGGUAAAAGCUAAUCUGAAUUUAGGUACUGUAAGAAAAUCUAAAUAAGGAGCCAGGUUUCCGGGGUCCAUUUUUACCUUCAGAAAGAGGGGGGAGCAUACUUUAGAGGCUCUAUCAAAUGAAGAUUGCAAGUCGAGGUCUCUUAGCUGGGACCGAAUUUGGGCUUUUGCUAGUGUGAAUGGUAGAGAUGCUAGGAAUUCCCCAGAGAAACCUAAAUGCAGAAAUUUCGCAGAGAGGUUUUUACUCCAGUUAGAUGUGAAAUUGGCAUUCCAAAGGGCAGAUAUAAAGCCUGGCUGCGGAUUAUAGGCACGGACGGCCCAAAAAUUUACGGCCAUCAACCAUGCCGUGCAUUCCAUGGAUGCAAAACCGCACUCUAACCUAAGGGCUGCAGAAGCGACGCAUCUCGGUACGCCAAGGACCUUGCGUAGAAAAAGGGAGAGGACUGCUUCCACUGAAGAAUUGAAUGAAUGUAUCCAUAUAGGGGCCCCGUAGAGAAUCUGGGGGAUGAUUGUGGCUUUGAAAACCUGGAUAACAGGCACAUACUGCCCCCCUUUGGUAAAAAAGAAGCAUAAUACACCCUUUACUGUGUUACGAGCAUUCUUGAUCGCCACUUUAAUAUGGGUUGUCCAUUUCAACGUGGAAUGGAAUAUGAUUCCUAAAUACCUGAAAUGGGGAACCUGUUCAAUUUGGUGGCCAUUAAUUGUCCAUGGAGAGGUUAUUUUAUGGUUAGAAAAUACCAGGAUUUUGGUUUUAGAGUAGUUGAUAUUCAAUCGGUUAUCACUACAGUAAAGCAUGAAGGCUUUGUUCGCAGUGGGGCGUGCAUCGCCUGACAGAAACAGUUGUCCAAGAACGGAAUACUUGGAAAUAGAGGACGCCGUCCCCUGGCAUUAUAUUUGUAACAAAUAGCCAGCUUAUCCGAUUGCAGUGACAGGUUCCACCUUGUUGAGUGUCUUUCAAUUGACUCAGGCCUUUGCUCCGAGUGGUCCCUCAGAGUAGACUCGAGAUCUGCCAUGUCCUUGACAGAGAUGAAGCUCCGAGUAUCUAACUUGGGGCUCCGUCAGAUGCAGCGACGAUUUUCUCCGCGUAACCUGGCUGUAGGCUUUUGAUGAGUCAUUCUUCGUUGGAACGUCCAAUUGUUUGAAGAGAGGUCUAAAGUUCAUCUUAUUGGGAUUGUUGGGCUUAGUGUUCUUAAUAUUUUUUUAUUUUUUGGGUUGAUUAGUAUUUGAAGCAGAAGUGGGGGUUUUUUUCCUCAUUCUGCCUCUGAUUUUGCCCGUGUCUGGGCUACGGUUAUGGAGCAGUUCAGAUCUAUAGGUAGAGUUUUCUAUAAGUGUUCUUCCACCUCUUGGGGGUAGUAGUGCUUCCACCAGCGUGGUAAGUAGAUUGUUUGUUUCUGAGAUAUAUGCCUUAACUAGCUUCAUUUCCUCGAGCAGAAGGGGCUGCCAGUCUUGUGGGAGAUCUAAAGAGGGGGAUCCGUUCUUUACGCUUUCUCUCUCAGCUGAAGUUGUAGGUUGUCCCUUGAUAGGGUGAUAAGAGUCAAUAGUAAGGAAUUCUGAGGGCAGCUCAUCAUUUAAUGCACUCAAAGAUAAGUGUAAACCUACGUCCUGCAGUUCCUCUGCGAGUCUUUUGGCAGCUGGAAAGGACGUAUGCAGUUUAGCAGAGAGGGGUGUGUGCUACAGUCCAUUCGUUUUCCAAGCAUAUAUUCGUGGAAUUAGAUAAGGGUUUCUGUGAUAUCGAAGGGGAUAAGGCAUUAAUAGGGAAAAAUAUUCUGUAAUCUUAUUCUGGACAAUGUUUGACGCAGUAAAUCCUUCCACAGUUAGACCCAUCUCCUGGAAGUUACUUCUUGUCAUAACCAUCUUAGCUCCGAACCCCUGAAAAUAUCAGAGGGGGCUGGCACAAAAGUUUGAUUUAGCUGCUGCAAUCAGCUAGACGUUUAUUUCAGCAGCCUUCGUAAAUUUUGGUCUCAAGUUUGUAAGUCCUCUGACAAAACACAGAGAUGUCAGGCAGAUCCCAGUAAGAUUAAUGGCGGAUCCUCCUAUGCUUGAGCGUCCAUGAUCAAGCAUAUCAGCUUACAGCUGUCUGAAGAUAGAGAAGAUGGAAUGCGGAAUUGUGCCAAACUACACCCCGGAGUCUCCCCCUUCCCUACUUCUUGUGUCUUAGGCUUUAUCUGCUCAUAGCAAUCCUUUGUUGGUAGCUUUGGAUUUCAACGCGACUUACCAGAAACCGACCACCCAUGUACUUUGUAAAACUUACCAACACUAAAAUGAUGUUUAAAAUUAACAUUUUUGGAUAUGUGAUCUAUUUAGAAUGCCAUCUUAUUUUUCUUGACCCUUUUGGAUGAGAUAUGAGAUCCCGGCAAACAGAAAUGUUGUAGACUGAGAAACUGAGCUCGGAAGAAAGGGAGAAACCAACAACUUAAAACAGAUAUAUUUGUAGAGAGGCCACGGCUAGCACAUCCUUUGCACUUAGAAGGCCCCAGGUUCAAUCCUUCAUGCCUCCAGAUAAAAAUGUUUCACAGCUACCAUGUCUCACAAAGCCCCCCCUUUUUUGCCUAGAACUUUGGGUCCUGUAGACAGUUGUGGGCCAAUAGCCUGAUUUAGUACAAAGCAGCUAUGUAUGUUCAAAAAUGUCCAGAUGGUCAAAUACAAAUAUGUUGUACAGAGCUUCCACACUUCCUGAGUCAGGUGUGCAUGCUCCAUAUGCAAAGUUUACAUCUAAUCAUUUCGCUGUUACCUGUGACUACAGUAACUUCCAAAGCAUCCACUAUAAGAGAACUGGAGAUUGAUUAAAGAAAUCUUCAUUGAUUAAUCGUAUGAGUUUUAAUCAAUUACACUGGUUUAUAAAAUAAACUCUAGUUCUGAAGGAAAAGAGUAUUUUGGUUUUAGAUGAUACUCGUGUAUUGUAGCAGGCAUUACCUUAGAACAGACCUUCUUUGCUACGUGUGACAGAAGGGAGGAUGCCUCUGCCAUUCACAACUUAUGGUACGUACUUGUAGUAAGAAAGUGUUUAAAAGCUCAUGAAUUUAAACAGAUAAAAUAUUUUAAGUGAUUUGACUGGUUAAUUUACAUAUUGCAGCCUUAGAAGUUGCACAUGUAUAUGUGGAGACAAAGAAGAAUCCAUCUUGUCCAGAGAAAGAGCAUGAGGUUAGUUCUGUAGUUUAGCAAUUUGAUCUAGUUCAGUGGAACCCCCUCCCCCUAAAAAACCUCAGGAAGGGUAAGAUAAUAGCAUUGUCACUUGCACUAUGCACUUUCUUUCUCGGGGAACCAGCAUAAUAUGCAAGAAAUGAAACGGCUGUUUUGCAAGAACUCAUGUAAGAAUUGGUCCACAAGACUGUGUAUUCUUAGCUAAGUGCUCACUGCAAUUCAUAGUAACUUCAUUUUGGUGCUUAGGAAUAUUGCAUCCAUAAUUCCUAAGUACUCCAGAGGACGCACGUGUGUAUAUAUAUAGCAAAGGAGUUUGCAUUUUAACAAGCAUUGUUUGAUCUUAAGAACUGAAAAAUAUGGACAUAGCAGUUUUGCACAUUUUAUGUUAGAAGCUGAAUGGUUUCCAUUAUUCAUGUAUGAGCUUUUGUUUUCUUAGCAUUAAAUUACAUGUAUGGUCUGUUUUCCAGACCAUAGCAAUAAGUAUAGAGGACCCCAUACCUAAGAGCAGACAUGUUUGUGUUCCCAUUCUGUUUUAAAUUGCAAAAAAAGCUUAAAAGUACUAUAUGUCUAUAAAAUAGUUACAACUACCAUUUAAGGCUUUAGGAAAUGAGUAAAAGCUGCUAGUCCUCAGCAUUGACUGUUCUGGCUCGGUAAAUUAAAUGAUACAAUAUUCUAUGCAGUCAUUGUACAGCAGGUACAUGGAAAGAUUUUCACCGGAUUAAGAACAUAUUUCAAGUUGGGAAACUAAUCCUUUCUCUCGUGUACGCUUAUUAAAAAGCCACUAGAUUUAGUGAAGACUUCUUGCUCAGUUGUCAUUCCCUCCUCACAAGUUUUACUACUGGUUUUCUGAGUUAAAAAUGUCUAAAUACAUUGUUCAUUGUUGAUAUAUAAACAGACUGGUGUGGCAGAUCCCAGUCUCCUGGUGUUGGUGCUCAUGCAGCGUACAUUCUACCAUGCUGUUAAAUCCCAAAUCUCAUCACCAAGGGGAUAGGAAAAGAAUGUCACAUUGGGUUACCAAACACAGAAACCUUUUAUAAUAGAAAUCUGUCCAAAAUGCUGCUUGUAUAGGAUUUGUCACUUUUGUAAUAAAAUUAUUUUUAAAAAACUUUAAAAAACACAAAAGCCCCUCCAUUCUGACACUUUAUGCCACUAUAUAAGAUUUAAUUUAAACUACCUCUUGAUAUGAAAUUCAAUUUUAGUGCAUUUUGAUAGGAUUUCUUCCCUAUAAUGUUAGGUAUGAUUUGUGAUAACUGCCAAAUUUUCCAAGUGUUUUGUCUCACCAAAAAUGUAAUAUCUGGGUAUGUAUGCUGUUUCCAAUUAUUCUAGAUUCACUUGUGCAAUCUUGACCUCUGUAGUUUAGUUCAACUACCUUGUAGUUGUUGGACAGGAAUUCAGUCAUCAAUGCAAACUGUCUUAGUCAUAACUGUUGGUCUAUCAACUAUAUGUAAUAUUGACAAACUGGCUACUGUUAACAUGAAUAUGCCAUUAAAUUAGCCUCUGUUUCCAGCAGUCUAGACAAGAAGUUGACAAAUGCUAUUAAGCUUAUAAUGGAUGUGUGCCACAAAUUGUACUGUCCUGUUGGCCUCUUUUUAAUGAUUGGUUUAUUACGGUCACAGAUGUGAAUAUUGUGCAUAAUAUUUACUGAUUUUUCUGUAUAAUUGUAUAAAUUAGAAUGGGAAAACUUCUGUGCUUACCUUAUAUUUACAGAUUUAUUAAGGUAGCCUUCCUACACAACACUGCACUUCUUUUUCAACUGGACCCUUAAACUCACAUUAUCUGUAGAUAGUCUUGCAUGACCAAUUUUAUCAGCUGGAUUCUCUUAAAUCCUCCUCUCAGUGGUGUGUUUAUGACUUGUGGUCAUGUAGUUGUGCCUUACAUUGUGAAAGAGUUUAGUUCAGUAUGCACUGUAAUCCCUAAACUCUGCAUUUGGAAAGUAAUGAAAGCUGAGGAGUGACACCUGCAUCAGCUAAUUCUGUAUGAAAUACAUGAGUGGAUACUGGUGGAAAUGUUACUUUUGUAUUCUAACCUGUUAUUGGGCUGAAAAUAAAAUUAGAC
Rhineura floridana is the source of this 11479-nucleotide messenger RNA. RefSeq names its product early endosome antigen 1 (gene EEA1). Gene Ontology annotation, cellular component: early endosome. Gene Ontology annotation, biological process: endocytosis. Gene Ontology annotation, molecular function: 1-phosphatidylinositol binding; metal ion binding. The record is from RefSeq and is a predicted model, not a curated record. The transcript is spliced from 30 exons. NCBI's taxonomy places the organism in Eukaryota, Metazoa, Chordata, Lepidosauria, Squamata, Rhineuridae. The coding region runs from base 172 to 4530 and encodes 1452 amino acids.